GUCAUAAAAACGGGGCCUACAAUCGUUAUCGCAAGGACACCGGCGAUCUCGCGCACCGCACCCAGUGAAUAUUGCGGAUAGUAAAGUGUAGGAAAAAAAAACAAAUUUUCGGCGUGAAGAAGGUGCGGGAGUGAUCAAUUGGGAUAAUAAGACCUUUUUUUAAGACUUCUCACAUGUUUUUAAAGUGUGCAAGAGUGAAUUUGUAUGGAUGUGAACGGAUGUAUUCGUGAUUUAAUCAUCGGAUUUACUAGAUAGUAGUCUGGCGCGGAUAGGAAGGAGUUUUUCUUUUAGAGAAGGUGUUCGGCGAUAGCUAGAGGAGGACAGUAUGAACGAAUUGGACUCUCUAAGACAAGAAGCGGAAACUCUUAAAAAUGCUAUUAGAGAUGCUCGUAAGGCAGCAUGCGAUACUUCCCUUGUACAGGCGACGGCCAGCCUGGAACCAAUCGGUCGAGUUCAAAUGCGCACGCGCCGCACACUCAGGGGGCACCUCGCGAAGAUAUACGCAAUGCAUUGGGGCUCGGACUCGCGCAACUUAGUAUCGGCUUCCCAAGACGGCAAGUUAAUCGUAUGGGACAGUCACACGACCAAUAAGGUACACGCGAUUCCCUUGAGGUCGUCAUGGGUGAUGACGUGCGCGUACGCGCCGUCCGGUAGCUACGUAGCCUGCGGCGGUUUAGAUAACAUCUGUUCAAUAUACAGUCUUAAAACUAGAGAGGGAAAUGUGCGAGUUAGUCGAGAACUUCCCGGACACACGGGCUACCUCUCCUGCUGUCGUUUCUUAGAUGAUAACCAAAUUGUCACUAGUUCGGGGGAUAUGAGCUGCGCCCUGUGGGACAUAGAAACGGGCCAGCAGGUCGGCUCCUUUUUGGGUCAUACCGGCGAUGUCAUGUCGCUUUCACUCUCGCCGGACAUGCGAACGUUCGUAUCGGGCGCCUGUGAUGCUUCGGCCAAGUUGUGGGAUAUUAGAGACGGCGGAUGUAAACAGACCUUCCCUGGACACGAGUCUGACAUUAACGCCGUUACGUUCUUUCCAAAUGGUCAAGCGUUCGCGACAGGCAGCGACGACGCGACUUGCCGACUAUUUGAUAUACGCGCUGACCAAGAACUAGCCAUGUAUAGCCAUGAUAACAUCAUUUGUGGCAUCACCAGUGUCGCCUUUAGCAAAUCGGGCCGUCUUUUACUUGCAGGCUAUGAUGAUUUCAACUGCAACGUAUGGGAUUCUAUGAAAACAGAAAGAGCAGGUAUUCUCGCGGGACACGACAACCGCGUCAGCUGUUUAGGCGUAACCGAGAACGGCAUGGCGGUAGGUACAGGUUCAUGGGAUAGCUUCUUACGUAUAUGGAACUAAGCAGUGUUGCCAAACUUUAGUGCUGUAUCGAACUGACAUCACGUUCUACUUAUCCUCUUCUGUUCCCCUCCCCCGUUAGUGCUAUUUUCUACUUUGUACAUAUUUGUGGGAUUAUAUCAUUUCUUAAUUUUACGCUCCUAGUUUUAUAUUUAUUGCAUUUGCUUGCACUGGUGUAUAAAUGGAAAAAAACGAAACCGCUUCGACUACUUCAAAGUUUUUGAAUCGUUCUGCAGAUGAAUUUGUUAAUGAGAUUUUUCCCGUUGUCGCUUGCAGUGUUGUAUCAAUUUUUUCCCCCUCCCGUUUAUUUUUAUUCCCGAAUUAUAUAUUAAUGUAACAAUGUUAGCAAAUGCCGCCAAAGUGUUUGUUAGUUCAUUUAAAUCUAGAUGUAAGUCUGAUACAGAAAUUUUUAAAAAAGACGUUCAAAUCAAGAGGCCGCACUUUAAAAAAAAACAAUAUCAAAAAGGAUUGGCAGAAGUACAAAAAAAAGCAUAAGACCAAUUUUAGAAAUCUGCCCCGUACGUUUCGUUUUACUCCCCUCUUCCUCGAUGGCACUAGUUUCAACUAGUCAAGGAACCAAAACACAGUUUUUAAAACAAAUUUCAGUGCCAUACUUAAAAAAAUGUUAAUAGUACAAUUGCUAAUCUUUAUACCUGUUCGUGAUCGUUGUUCUCCACUUGAACCAAAAAUAGUGAUAAUCGAUGUUGUACGAGACGAGACGAGGAGCGUCGACGAGCAGUUGAAUACAACUUACUGCCUCAACUGUUUCUCCCCCCUUCCCUCACUUAGUUUUGCGUUUUUUCGCUUCGCGCCAGACGAAUUCAGAUACCAUCACGACAUACAAUUCAAGUUUCGAAUGACGAUCCGAUCAGUAGUACUAAUAAUAAUAAUAAUAAUUCGUCUGGCAUGGGUGUUGUGGAUUUGAGCAGUUGUUUUAUAUUUUUAUAAUAAACGACAGGGACGUCGUCGCCUUAUUUUCUCAUUUCGCAAUUUACGUAGUGGUUCCAAUUUCGUUCGGUGCGAAAACACACACACACAAACACGUUAAAGUAGUUCUCAUUAUUGUUGAUAGGUGAAACUAUUCGAUGAGUAAAAUAGCUUUUUGCUUGUAAUGACGCGAGAAAGUGAUCCAUAUUAAUCACUCUUCUAUAAAUAUUUUAUAUGCCAAAAAUAUCUCACUUGUGUUAUUUUCGUGUGCACACUUUCUUAACGCGACUUCUUUUAUAUACAUAUAUAUACCGAGUAUGUUUCCAUUUAUCAUAUAUAUAAAGGUUGCUAUUUUUGAUGCGAUGUUUAGACGUGAUGGUAUCCUCUAAACGUUUUGAAACUGCCGAAAAUUUUUCCCGUGUAUACUUUCUAAAUAUCAUGUCAAGAAAUUGCUGUGUAUAUGUAAAUGGCUGGCAUAUGAAUUCUAAAUAAACGUAGGUUUAAUUUUUAAAUUAUUUAUAAAGAGAGAUGUGCAUUUGGAGCGAAUGUCUUUAUGUGAAUGAAUGGGUCUACGGUGAGGGUCUCGAAGGUGCCGUUUCAUUUUCCAAUUACUUGUGUAGCGGUGACCAAUUUGAUUUUAAAUAACGGGAUGACAAUCUUCCCGAACUAAGGGCUCACUAAUUGGUCACAGUUAUAUAAUGCGCGAUUCGUACAGAGCGAUGAAUCGAUUGGAAAAUUUGGUGGCGCCUUUUAUAUCAUUAGCCCCCAACCUUGAGGUCUCGCUUGACAGUAGAUCUUACGGCUGGACGAUUCGUAGGCGAGCGCGACUGUUUUUAUAUUAAAACUAAGUCAUGUCACACACAAUACAAUUUCAUUGAUAACCAAAACAAAUUUACAGUUUCCGCUAUAAUUUUUAAGGUAUGGGCACAAUAUUGCGCAAAGUGUAGCAUAUUUCCGUUCUUUUAAGCUAUCUAAAUGCGGUCACUUUGACGCAUCCGUUUUGUGAACCGUCUCCGAUGUAACACAGAACGUUUGCGGAUUGAUUAGCACAAUUUGAAUAAACAUUUUCGGUUUCGCAUUAUGCGUGCUGCUGUUUGUAUGUGGUGUAAACACGAUAGCAGGCGCGCAAUUCAACUGUAGGGUAGAUUGUCAUUUUUUUUAUUGUUAACUGAUUUAAAAAGCGUAUGGUGUACGACUUACUAUAGCAAAAUGUAUGUUAUAAUACUGUAUUGUAUCUAAUAAAUAAAUAAGGAUAAAAAUUG
Photinus pyralis (common eastern firefly) is the source of this 3534-nucleotide messenger RNA. RefSeq names its product guanine nucleotide-binding protein subunit beta-1 (gene Gbeta13F). Gene Ontology annotation, biological process: G protein-coupled receptor signaling pathway. The coding region runs from base 326 to 1348 and encodes 340 amino acids. Gene Ontology annotation, cellular component: cytoplasm; heterotrimeric G-protein complex. Gene Ontology annotation, molecular function: protein binding; signaling receptor complex adaptor activity. NCBI's taxonomy places the organism in Eukaryota, Metazoa, Arthropoda, Insecta, Coleoptera, Lampyridae. The transcript has 6 exons. The record is from RefSeq and is a predicted model, not a curated record.